Papilio polytes (common Mormon) is the source of this 1277-nucleotide messenger RNA. RefSeq names its product parkin coregulated gene protein homolog. Gene Ontology annotation, molecular function: Hsp90 protein binding; Hsp70 protein binding. The transcript is spliced from 4 exons. The record is from RefSeq and is a predicted model, not a curated record. The coding region runs from base 175 to 948 and encodes 257 amino acids. NCBI's taxonomy places the organism in Eukaryota, Metazoa, Arthropoda, Insecta, Lepidoptera, Papilionidae.
GAACCCGGUUGCCAAGCAACGAUCGUGUUGCAAAAUAAACAAUCAGAAUCGGGCUCGGCCGUGAGCAAAUUUGCUUUCUUAUUUUAUUACUUGUGUCAACAUUUUAGAUCGAUAUUAUCGGAUUAUUUACUCCCCUACGUUGUAUCAUGAUAUUUUGAUUCUUAUAUUGCAAACAUGGUGUUGUUACCGCCUUGCGUUCCGGAUACGUGCGGGAAGGAUUUCCGUAACUCGUUGCAUAAGCCGAGCCCGAACUAUCCUUAUGGGAGGACGAAGAGGAAACCUCGGAUCGUGCCUGCGUUCACGAUACAAGCAAUGCAGAAGAACACGAAAGUCAAGCCACCUCCUAAAUGCGGCGUGUACACCCCCUUGCCCGUCAGACCAACUAUGUUUAGAGCCUGUUAUGAUAGAGGCGAAUUUCCUCUUUCCAUUGAAUUCAUCGCUAACGGGAAAAAGCUUUCUUGGAAGGUUCCUGUAGAAAAAUUGGAUUUUCAUCAUUACCUACCGAUAUUCUUUGACGGUCUCGCUGAAUCUGAUUACCCGUUCACAUUCAUAGUGGAGCAAGGAAUCCACGACCUGAUUACAAGAGGGGCGCACAAAGUCUUGCCUGUGGUACCCCAAAUUAUAAUACCAAUUAAAAAUGCGAUGGCGACGAAGCGACCCACCGUGAUAUGCCAUGCGCUACGCUGUUUGCAAAUGCUGGCUACAUACUGCGACCACGUAGGGGAAGCGCUCGUCCCCUACUACCGACAAAUAUUACCUAUGCUUAAUUUAUUUAAAGACAAAAACAAUAACAUGGGCGCGGGUAUCGACUGUACUACAUCGCGCGGAGAGAAUGUUGGGGACUUGAUAGAAGAAACUCUUCAAUGCUUAGAACGCUACGGUGGUCCGGACGCAUUUAUAAAUAUAAAAUACAUGAUACCCACCUAUGAGUCUUGUAUGCAAAAUUAAUAUAAUUUAGACUUGUUAUCACUUUUUUCGGGAAUUAAUUGCUUUUAUUGCGAUAUCUAAAUUUUAGCUUGCGUAGCUUUAAUGUAAUUCACAAAUAUGCUAAUUUUUAUAGUAUGCGAGUUAUGUAAAAAGUUUUUAGCUAAAUUAAAGACAGAUGUUGCACGGUAUUUAUUUAAUAACUAGGAGUUAUGUAAAGAUUGGAUAUUUUACGAACAUUUUUUCUUGGACUUAAUUGCUCUACAUAGGGCAUUAAUAUUGGGUUACGUAAAAUACACAUUUAUUUAAGAAAUCUUAGCAAAUUUAUUUGACGAAUAUAGUUGUAAUGAUAU